AUGUCUGACCAAUGUGAAAACUUCAGAGGAGACAUGGCAGAGGCUGUGCAAGUCAUAGAUCUGGAAGAAGUUAUGAAAGAAUCUGAGGAGCAAGGGUGGGAACGAGAGGACCUGAGGAGACGCAUCCAUCAGGCUGAACUGAGACUCCAAGUGAAGGAGCAGCUCCAUGAGCAAUAUUUAACGCAUGGAAUGCACCUUCAGUCCUCGAUACAAGAGAUGGAAGCUGAGAAUGAGGCCCUUACCAACAAAGGGAACGAGUUACAGCAUCUGGAAAAUGUAAGAAAAAGAAGGAAAGAGGCUCUGCAGCGGGAGCUUGUGGCUGAGGAUGAAACAAUUGAGCUUGAGAAGGAAAAUAAAAGGCUCAAGAGGGGAAUUAAGUUGGAAAGAUUCUCAGGAGAGAAACAUCAGGAUCAAAAACAAGGGCUGGAAAAAGAUGCACAGGAAUUGCAGCAUAUACUGGCACAGGUUGAGGAAGACAUUCGUAGAAAAGAUGAGGAAAUAGAGCAGAAAUCCAUGACCCUGGACAAAAGAUGCAGAGAAAACAAGAAUUGUUACAAAACAAUCAAGGAACAACAAGAACUCAAACAGCAGCUGGGCAUACAGGCGGUUAAAAGAGCUGCAGAGAAGACAUCAACAAUGCUGCGACUCAGCUAUUUAACUCUGGCUGAGCGUAACGAUGAGAGGCACCUGAACAAUGAAAACUGUUUGUCGGUGACACAACACACUUACACCAAAAUACUGGAAAUGUUCCCCUUUCACUUAUUUCUGUAUUUUGUGUUUGUGGUUAGCUGUUGUUUGCGUGUCCUGUGGAGUGGUGUAAAGGUAGCAGGAUUAAUUUACCUCUCCAUCCUCUCCCUUCAUGUGGCCGCCAUGUGCUUCUUCACGGACGAUCAUUGCAACCUUCUGACCAUUGUCUUCAACCUGCUGGAGCCCUGUGGCGAACUACAUCACACACACGCCUGUUUACUAAGACUUUGCUAGACCUAAUGGCUUUAGUAAUGCUUCACCGUAUGUUGCUGUGGCAAAUGGAAAGAGCAAUGUGUAACUGUAAAUGCACAGCUUCGU
Messenger RNA from Trematomus bernacchii (emerald rockcod), 1065 nucleotides. Its product is annotated as trichohyalin-like. Bases 1 to 981 code for a protein of 326 amino acids. The transcript has 10 exons. Lineage: Eukaryota; Metazoa; Chordata; Actinopteri; Perciformes; Nototheniidae. The record is from RefSeq and is a predicted model, not a curated record.